This is a messenger RNA of Vanrija pseudolonga, 2277 nucleotides long. RefSeq lists its product with no specific name. NCBI's taxonomy places the organism in Eukaryota, Fungi, Basidiomycota, Tremellomycetes, Trichosporonales, Trichosporonaceae. The coding region runs from base 165 to 2156 and encodes 663 amino acids. The record is from RefSeq and is a predicted model, not a curated record. The transcript is spliced from 2 exons.
CAAGGACAAGCAGAAGAAGAAGAGGGACGCUGCAUUGUUGUUCUCAAUAUAACACUCCUCACACUCUUUUACAAUCGCACUGUUCGUUUGUCACCCCCACUGCCCGCAGCCAGCCGCCCCAUGCGCACCACCGCAGCGGCACCACCACCACAGCAGCAGCAGCGAUGAACACGCCGCCGCCGACAUCAACCAAGCCGGGCCUGUUCGACUCGCCGGCAUCAUCGACGCCGAGCACGUCCAAGCCCGGGCUGUUCGACUCGACGACGACCUCGCUGCGCGGCGGGUCGGGCAGCACCUCGCCAACCCUGGGGGACAAGUACGCCGACAUUGAGGCCGGCGAGCCGGCGCUGGGAUAUGAUGAGCCCCUCCCCGGCGGAAUCCAGCUCCCCUCCGACGAGAGCACACACGACCCGCACAACCCGUGGCCCCGCCUCGGCAGGCGCCUAGCCAGACUGCCCGGCGUGCCCCCUCUGCUGCGGGUCACGAACCGCAUCCUCGGCCCGACGCAGCGCAAGCCCCCGCCGGUCCCCUCCGCGCCGCUCACACUAUCUCUGACUGCCGGCGCGCGCAACUACAGCUUCAACCCGGACGGCGGGUUCGCGCGCCUCUCGCGCCGCCUGCACCUGCGCUACUGGUGGCUGCCGUUCCUUGCGUGCUGGGCGGCGCUCAACAUCGGCCUCAUCAAGGCGGCGUACUACCUCCCCUCGUCGCCCGCGAUGAUAGGCUGCACGGCGACAAUGUGGCCGGACUGGCCGCCCGACACGUGCGGUGUGAAUGGCACAGCAUGCGUCGCGGACCUCACGCCCGGCGUAUACCGCUGUCCCGGCGGCUGUGCGAACACCAACCUCGUGAACCCGCGCUGGAUUGGCGCGAGCAAGAUCAGCGGCCGCCCGCUGGUCGUCGGCGGAGGCGAUGAGCGGGGCGUGUACCGCGCCGACUCUUGGGUGUGCCCUGCUGCCGUGCACGCGGGCGUCAUCUCGCCCACGUUCGGCGGCUGCGUGAGCAUCACCACGCUGCCGUACCCGGCCGGUUCGGCAAACUACACGUCGUCGACGUCGCGCUCGAUCAAGAGCUGGCCCUUCGCACCCCACUUCCCGGCAGCCUUCACCCUCUCCUCCUACGGCUCGCUGGCCCAGUGCAUGGAGUACCACUGGCCCAUCACGGCCACCAACGUCGUGCUACUGUUCAUCUUCACGCUGCUCUUCUCCCCGCCACCAGUGGCCCUGUUCGCGACCCUCCUCGUGGGCGGGUACGCGCACAUUGUGCUAGUGUCCGACCCGCCAAGCCAGCCGCCCGACUGGUCGGCCGUGUUUGGCGGGCUGCCGGCCGUCCUGCUGGCAGGGUACUGGAUCUACCGCGUGUCCUUCCGCCACACGCUGGCGGGGUGGGCGCGGGCGAACUUACCGCUCGAGGCGGCGCUGUGGCAGGGGUGCGGGUUCUGGAUCGGGAUUGAAAGCAGCACCGUGUUCGCCAAAGUCCCCAUCCAGCGCCUGGGGUACGGCGCGCUCUCGCCCGGCGGCGUGAUCGCGCUCGUGGUCAUCGUGCUCGUCGUCGCGGUCAUCGUCGUCAUCCAGGCGGUAGAGCUGCGCCGGCUCGGAAUGUUGCGGUAUUACCUUGCGCGGUACCUCCCCCUGGUCCCCAUCCUCAUCGUGCUCGCAAACCUAGGUAGCGACAGCUACCUCCGUCCGCACCACUACCUCCUCUGCCUCGCCGCGUUCCCCGUGCUCAGCCUGCCCAACCGCAUCUCCCUCUGGGCGCAGGCGUUCUGUCUCGGCUUCUUCCUCGACGGUGUCGGACGGUGGGGGUGGGCGAGCAUCGUGCAGGGCUUUGCCGAGCUCGUCGGCGACGCAAAUCUCGGCACGUUGCAGCCUGUGCUUCAAGCGUCCGCCGUGACCCUCUCAUGGCCCCCGAUCAACGAUACCCUCACCGCGGCUGGAUUCAGCGGCGCGUCCCUCCUCGUCGACGACAUGGUCGUCGCGGGUAACUAUACCGGCUCGAACUUUACCUUGUCACAAGUUACCAACGCCACUAUCGAUCCCGCGAUCAACCACUACUUCCGCAUAGCAUACAUUGCAAACGGCUCCAGUCUCGACUUUACCCCACCUUGGACAUGGCUCGCCUCUAACCAAAGCUGGACGAACAGUACGCGGCUAUAGAGACCCAUCAAGAGCGGACAAUGGCAUGACACUAUACUAGACUGCCUAUACACUACACACAAUCUUUCUCAUCUACUUCGGUUGUAUCUACACAAGACCGCUAGCACAUGCAUGUAACGAC